Messenger RNA from Contarinia nasturtii (swede midge), 1001 nucleotides. Its product is annotated as protein C15orf41 homolog. The transcript has 3 exons. Lineage: Eukaryota; Metazoa; Arthropoda; Insecta; Diptera; Cecidomyiidae. Bases 90 to 974 code for a protein of 294 amino acids. The record is from RefSeq and is a predicted model, not a curated record.
UACACAUUCCAAUUGUAAACACUUGUGAAGCAAAUUUAUUCGAUUUCAAAAAGUCAAAAGAUACAAUAUAAUAAACGUACAAAAUCAAAAUGGUAAUAAUAAGUACCGAAAAUUACGAAAAAAUUGUUGAAUUUUGUUCAAAAUUCAAAGGUUUAACAAUACAUUGUGAACGACAGUUGCAUAAAAAGUUUUCCGACAUUGAUUCACAAGUUUUGUCAGCGAUACUGUCAAAAGAAUGGCAAAAACACAUCAAACAACGGCAUCACAUUAUUUUAAAAUCCAGUCGAAUUUAUUUACAAGAGUACAAAGCACAAGCCCGAUUGAAAGGUGAUCCAUUUAUUUUACUUCAAAUUGCCAUUAGAGAAAACUUUUCGCCGGUUUCACUGUGUCGAAUCUUGUUGAGCGUUGAAUUUGAAGGCAAACCAAAGUCCGUGACCAAUGAAAUGAUAAGAAAUCCACACCAGAUACCAGAUCCAUUGUUGGCGGCCAAUGUAUUGAAUUGUUUGCUCAAUGAUAAAUCGGAUGGACCAAUAACCGAUUUGAAACGACAAACAAUUGGCGAAGACUAUGAGAUUCGAUUGAAGAAAUUGGCAUCGGAUGCGGGUCUUAAUUUUCACGAUGAAGUUUACUUACGGCGAAAGGGAUACGAUAAGACGCCCGACUUAAAAUUGGCCGUUCCAUGUAUGUUUAGAGGUAAAAUCAUUAACUGGAUUGAAAGCAAAGCAUCAUUUGGUGACAUGGCCUCACAUCAACAAUAUAUUAAAGACCAAUUGUUAAGCUACGGAAACAGAUUUGGCAGUGGUAUCAUUAUUUAUUGGUUUGGAUAUUUAGAUCAAAUUGGUAGAUGCCCCGAGAACAAAGACUGUAUUAUUGUAACAGACGAUUUCCCGAAAAAAGACGAAUUAGUGUUGAUAAAUAAUCCUUUUGGACCGUUAUUAAGUAGUAAUAUUAGUAAUAUUACUAAUCUGUUGUAAAUAAAAAUAUUUUUCUACUUCACAAUA